Molecule: messenger RNA, 1835 nt
Organism: Momordica charantia (bitter melon)
Lineage: Eukaryota; Viridiplantae; Streptophyta; Magnoliopsida; Cucurbitales; Cucurbitaceae
Product: Nucleotide/sugar transporter family protein
Source: RefSeq, a predicted model, not a curated record
ACCCAGCCUCUAAAGCAUCCAAAUUUAAAUUAAUGGAAUCUUCAUUCUCAAAAUCAAAACACUUGUUCAGACGGUAGGCACCAACCCACACAUCCCCACCAAAAAUAUAAGCCACCCCAAUUCCACAAUUCUCCUUCAAGCUUUCAAUCUCGUUUCUCUCUCUGUAAAAAUCUGAACUUGCUCGCCCAAAACAGAGAAUUGGAUGAAGUUGUAGCAGCUCUGACUCUUGAACUUGGGUCCCUUUUCAGAUUUUCUUUUGUUUCUUUCAAUUUUGAUCAGAAAUGGGAGAAAUCUCAAACUUCCAGGUGGGUGUUAUUGGAGCACUCUUCCUAUCGGUGGCAUCCUCUGUCUCCAUUGUCAUCUGUAACAAAGCUCUUAUGAGCAACCUUGGCUUCCCUUUUGCAACGACUCUCACUAGUUGGCAUCUAAUGGUAACAUAUUGUACCCUUCACGUGGCUCAUCGCCUGAACUUGUUUGAGUCCAAACCCAUUGAUACAAAGACCGUCGUGCUCUUUGGGAUGCUCAAUGGCAUCUCCAUUGGAUUUCUUAACUUGAGUUUGGGAUUCAAUUCUGUUGGAUUCUACCAGAUGACAAAACUUGCAAUCAUACCAUUCACUGUUCUGUUAGAGACUGUUUUCCUUAAAAAACAAUUCAGCUCUAAGAUUAGGCUCUCUCUAUUCCUCUUGCUGGUUGGAGUUGGCAUUGCCUCUAUCACUGAUCUCCAGCUCAAUUUUGUGGGAACUGUUCUCUCUCUCUUGGCCAUCAUUACAACCUGUGUUGGCCAAAUUCUAACAAAUACUAUCCAGAAAAGGCUGAGUGUAUCUUCAACCCAGCUGCUGUAUCAGUCUGCCCCAUUUCAAGCAGCUAUUCUAUUUGUUUCUGGCCCUUUCUUAGACCAAUGUCUCACCAAGAAAAAUGUGUUUGCCUAUAAGUAUUCCCCUGUGGUUCUGGCGUUUAUCAUUCUCUCAUGCCUGAUAUCAGUGUCGGUCAACUUUAGCACGUUUUUGGUGAUCGGAAAGACGUCGCCGGUGACGUACCAGGUGCUCGGCCACCUCAAGACUUGCCUUGUUCUUGGCUUUGGCUAUACUCUUCUUCAUGACCCUUUCACCGAGAGAAACCUCGUUGGAAUUCUAAUAGCCAUUGCUGGGAUGGGCUUGUAUUCAUAUUUUUGUACUCAAGAGGGUAAAAAGAAGCAGGAUGACCUCUCUUUAGGAUCUCAGAUAAAAGACAAGGAAACAGCAGCACUUCUAGCAGGAGUUCAUCAAGAUAAAGAAAACCUGGAAGUGAAGAAAUCAAACAAGGAUUCUCUGGUUUAAUCAAGUAAAUGGGCAAUGGAGGGAGAAGAUUAUAGAUCUUCAGGACAGUUAAUGUUUUGUUUUUUUCUUUCUGAGAGAAGAUGGUUUUGAAUUCUUUGAAUAAACACCCCAUUUUGGUCCUCCUUUUCAUUUUAAUCUUCCUCUUAGGUCUUGUCUGGAGAGUGCUGGAAGAACCAUUGCAGAUCUUUAUCAUCAGUCUGUUGUUUUUCAGUCACCAGAAAGCUACAAGAAUUGAAAAGUCUGCUGAAAAAAUUAGUGCACAGUUCCCUUCACUUGCUACCAAAAGAAAAGCACUCUCCAUUGGAGAAAGUUGAAAGAAGAAACAGAUUUGUAGUGCAAAAAGAUGAACAUAUUCAAACAUUAACUUGUUGUUCAUUACGAGGAAAGAGUAAUUUUUGUCUCAUAUUUUCAUUAAAUUUGUAGAGUUUCUUCCAUUUGUCAUAGAAUACAAGCCUGGGCCUCUGGCUUCAGACAAAAGCAAAAAGAAAACAUGCCUCAUGUGCCUAUCUCACUGUUUUA